GUCGCCGCCGCCACAUUUGUAACCUUUACAUGGUAUCAAAUAAAAAAGAAGGAUAUUACGAUUCUUUUCCACUCUAGACGCGGUCGACUAUAAAUUUGAAGAUAGCUGAAAUAUUCAAACAUUCUUGCGAAGGUUGUGAUACCAGCCAUACAAUGUAUCGUCUGGCCAUUUUCUCUGCAAUUGUAGCGUCUGCCUAUAGUGCUGCGGUAGGUGUAGGUGGAGCAGUAUCUGGAGGACAUGUUGUAGGUGGUGACGCAAGAGCUGCACAAAUUCUUCGUUUAGAAUCAGACAUUGAUCCAGAGGGAAAUUUCCAUUACGCAUAUGACACUGAGAAUGGAAUAUCAGCGAAUGAGGAGGGCACAUACAAACAACUAGGAGAAACAGGGGCUGUAGUCGCACAGGGAGGAUUUUCCUUCCAAUCGCCUGAAGGAGAACAAGUGCAGGUUCAAUACGUAGCCGAUGAAAACGGCUACCAACCCGUGGGUAGUCACUUGCCCACAGCUCCACCAGUACCUCCAGCGAUCCAGAGGUCCUUGGAUUACAUCGCUGCCCAUCCUCCUGCAGCCGUUGCAGAAACCAGGCCGCAGGUCUAUACCAGACCUCAGCCCUUCAGGAGGACAUAGGUCAUCUUUUAGUAAACAAAUUGGCAUUCUAGAAAGCCAUAUGGGAUUCCAUGAUUGAUAGAUAAUAAUUUCGUGUCGUAUUUGUUUGCUAGUCUGGUCUGCACAUGUGUCUCGCCUGUGCGUUUCCAUUAAAAAAUUAAAAUUUUCAUUCAUGUGAAGCUAAACAUGUUGUAGUUACUACUCAUGCAUUACGUUUUAUUUUUUAUCAAUAUGGAAACAAGGCUCCAUUUAUACAUGUCUUGUCACACUGAUAGUAUUUUAGACAGAAAAAUAUUGUCAAAUGUGGUCAAAUUAGAAUAAGCUGGAAUCAUUGUAUACUGUGUCACAACUUGAAACUAUAUAUUUAUAUGCUGUAUGCUGUGUAUCCAGUAUAUUGGAACUGGGAUCUACUAACUGACGUGUAUAUAUGCCUAAUGUAGAUAUUAUCUGUUUUGUGUAGUUAAUAAAAAAGCUGCUAUAUGAUA
Messenger RNA from Acanthoscelides obtectus, 1087 nucleotides. NCBI's taxonomy places the organism in Eukaryota, Metazoa, Arthropoda, Insecta, Coleoptera, Chrysomelidae. The record is from the annotation of a GenBank genome assembly.